GAGACGCCGCACCUGCCGCAGAUCAACUCUAACUUUAGUCCUGCGCGUGAAGAGAGCCGGAGCGAUGCGCGCCAAACACCAGGAGAGCCUGUCCUCGUGCGUAAAGCUGUUUUAAAGAGUUGGAGUCAGUGACAGAGUUUCAGGAUGCCUCGGCCCGGCAGGAACACGUACAGCGACCAGAAGCCGCCCUACUCCUACAUCUCCCUCACGGCCAUGGCCAUCCAGGGCUGCCCGGAGAAGAUGCUGCCGCUCAGCGAGAUCUACAAGUUCAUCAUGGACCGCUUCCCCUACUACCGCGAGAAUACGCAGCGCUGGCAGAACUCCCUGCGACACAACCUGUCCUUCAACGACUGCUUCAUCAAGAUCCCGCGCAGGCCGGACCAGCCGGGCAAGGGGAGCUUCUGGGCUCUGCACCCGAGCUGCGGGGACAUGUUCGAGAACGGGAGCUUCCUCCGGCGCAGGAAGCGCUUUAAGCUGGGAGGGGGGUUGCUGCUGCCGGACCCGAUGACGGUCAGCAGCAAGUCUCAGGACGCGGCAGUGCACUUCCUGCAGCAGCAGCAGCGCGAGGCCAAGCUGCGGCUCAGCGCGCUGCACGCGCACCUGCCGCCGGGCGGAUACAUGAGCUCCGUGCCGCCGGCUUCCGGGUUCAAACACCCGUUCGCCAUCGAGAACAUCAUCGCCCGAGAGUACAAGAUGCCCGGUGGGCUGGCGGCCUUCUCCCCCGCCGGGUUCCCGCUGCACCAGCAGCUGCCCCCCCCCUGGUCGGUGUACGGCUCCGGGAUGAUGGACAGCCCCAUAAUGAGCAGCGACUACCCGGCCUACAGCCUGCAGACUCUACCCGCAAUCCCGGUGCCCAUCAAGCCCUCCCCCGGGUCAAUGCUGCACACUCACCUCCCGGCCUUCCUGGCGCACUCCCCCCCCCAGUCCCUGAGCCCCAGCUCCCCGCAGACCGGGCAGAGCAGCCCCGCCGCCCCCGGGGAGGCGCUCUCCUCCUCGGCCUCCGCAGCGCUGCAGGUGUCGGUGCACUGA
Messenger RNA from Eleginops maclovinus (Patagonian blennie), 1029 nucleotides. RefSeq names its product forkhead box protein B1-like. The coding region runs from base 145 to 1029 and encodes 294 amino acids. The transcript has a single exon. NCBI's taxonomy places the organism in Eukaryota, Metazoa, Chordata, Actinopteri, Perciformes, Eleginopidae. Gene Ontology annotation, molecular function: RNA polymerase II cis-regulatory region sequence-specific DNA binding; DNA-binding transcription factor activity, RNA polymerase II-specific. The record is from RefSeq and is a predicted model, not a curated record. Gene Ontology annotation, biological process: cell differentiation; anatomical structure morphogenesis; regulation of transcription by RNA polymerase II.